AUGGCAGCAUCUUUACUUUAUCGACGAGCUCCCAUUUUGAGCUCUUUCUCUUACUCACGACAACCCCUCACUUCCACCUUUUCCAAAUACAUCACCAUGACAUCCCAUCGAUCAUUCUCAUCGUAUCUCGUCACUCCAGCCGAACUAUCCGAGGCCCUCAAAAAGAAUCCCCCCUCCAAAAUCUCCACUUCUCCCCGCACCGUCGCCCUCUGCUCAACAUGGUUCCUACCUACAUCUUCCCUAAAUGGUCUUCAAACCUACCGCGAAAAGCGCAUUCCCUCUAGUCGUUUCUUCGAUCUCGAUAAAGUAUGCGACAAACGUUCUCCUUAUCCUCAUAUGCUCCCAGAUGCUACAACAUUCGCGUCCGCCAUGAGCGCGUUGGGAAUUCGUAGAGAUGAUACAGUCGUAGUAUACGAUUCACAUGAGCAAGGUUUAUUCAGCGCACCGAGAGUAGGGUGGACAUUAAAGGUUUUUGGACAUCCAAGCGUACAUAUUUUGAACAAUUUCAAAUUAUGGGUGGAAGAGGGGUAUCCAACUGAAAGUGGGGAAUUCUGGGAUGUUGAUACUUGCGCAUAUCCGAUUCCACAAUUAGAUGAAAGCAAAGUUGCGGAUUUCGAGGAAGUUAGUGAAAUUAUUAAGGAUACUAGUAAGGAGGGAGCUGAAGGUGUGCAAAUAUUAGAUGCGAGAAGUCAUGGGAGGUGGACAGGAAAGGAUCCAGAGCCGAGAGAGGGAUUGACCAGUGGUCAUAUGAAGGGUAGUAUUAGUCUUCCCAUGGGGGAACUGUUGGAUCCAACUACCAAGACUUUGUUACCUGCGGACCAGUUAAGAAAGGUGUUUGAGAGUAAGGGUGUUGAUCCGUCAAAGCCUAUUAUUAGCAGUUGUGGUACCGGCGUCACAGCUACGAUUAUUGAUGCUGCACUGGCAGAAGCAUAUGGAGAGUCUGGUGUGAGAAAGGUAUAUGAUGGAAGUUGGACCGAAUUUGCUCAAAGAUCCAAGAUCUCUGAUGGAUUAAUCGUCAAGGAUGAAUAA
Molecule: messenger RNA, 1029 nt
Organism: Sclerotinia sclerotiorum 1980 UF-70
Lineage: Eukaryota; Fungi; Ascomycota; Leotiomycetes; Helotiales; Sclerotiniaceae
Exons: 2
Coding region: 1-1029 (342 amino acids)
Biological process (GO): transsulfuration
Cellular component (GO): mitochondrion
Molecular function (GO): thiosulfate-cyanide sulfurtransferase activity
Source: RefSeq, a predicted model, not a curated record